CGCCGCCUGAGUUCGGCCCCAGCCCAGGCUCGGCGGCCGCCUCAGACAGAGCGCGAUGGCUCUGAUCGGAGAAGAGGACUACACCUAUAUUUACAACGAUCUUUCUCACCCUGUGGACUUCCUGCAGGCUUUCAGAACAUUUUACCGGGAUGGCUUAUUUACUGACAUUACUCUUCAGUGUGCGUCUGGUGUGAUCUUCCUUUGCCACAAAGCUGUUUUAGCUGCUUGUAGCAAUUAUUUUAAGGCAAUGUUCACAGCUGACAUGAAAGAAAAAUCUAAAAAUCAGAUCAAACUUCCUGGGCUCAGCCACACUAUAUUGGAGGAUCUUGUGAAUUAUGCAUACACAUCACAAAUCCAAAUAACAGAGAGAAAUGUUCAAAGUCUCCUCCAAGCUGCGGAUCUACUCCAGUUUGUGUCAGUAAAGAAAGCCUGUGAGCAGUUUCUGGUAAGGCAUGUAGAUACUGUCAACUGCAUAGGGAUGCACUCCUUCGCAGAGUAUCACCUUUGUUCAGAGCUAGAGAAAGAAUCUAGGAGGAUAUUGUUAUCAAGAUUUGAAGAAGUGUGGAGGCAGGAAGAAUUUCUGGAUAUCAGCUGUGAGAAACUCCUGUUUAUUCUCUCCAGAGAGAAUCUCAAUGUUUGGAAAGAAGAGGCAGCCAUAGAACCUGUAGUUAAAUGGAUAGCAUAUGAUGUGGAGAAAAGAAUUGAAUGCAUUUUUGAUCUGCUGAACUGCCUCAAAAUAGAUUUAAAUGAAAUAUAUUUAAGAUCAGCCUUAAGCUUACGAAAGAAAUACCAGCUUAAUGAAAACAAGAUAAGGUCUCUGAUAUACAAUGCAUUAAACACCAACCCAAAAGACAUUUCCAAAAGGCCCACAGCAGCUAUGUAUGUGAUUGGAGGAUAUUACUGGCAUCCUUUAUCAGAAGUCCAUGUGUGGGAUCCUUUAACUAAUGCUUGGAUACAGGGAACGGACAUGCCUGAUCACACAAGGGAGAGCUAUGGGGUCACUAGUUUGGGACCCAACAUUUAUGUAACCGGGGGCUAUAGAACUGACAACAUAGAAGCCCUUGAUAUUGUGUGGAUAUAUAACAGUGAAACUGACCAAUGGACAGAAGGCUGCCCCAUGCUUAAUGCAAGGUACUAUCAUUGUGCAGUUACCUUGGGCGGCUGUGUCUAUGCUUUGGGGGGCUACAGAAAAGGGGCUCCAGCACAAGAAGCAGAAUUCUAUGAUCCUUUAAAAAAGAAAUGGGUUCCCAUUGCAAACAUGAUCAAAGGUGUUGGAAAUGCCACAGCCUGUGUCCUGUGUGAAGUCAUCUAUGUAAUUGGAGGCCACUAUGGUUACAGGGGAAGCUGCACCUAUGACAAAAUUCAGAGCUACCAUUCAGGUAGCAAUGAAUGGAGAAUAGUCACUACAAGUCCACAUCCAGAAUAUGGAUUGUGUUCCAUUGCCUUACAAAACAAGCUCUAUCUUGUGGGUGGACAAACCGCAAUCACUGACUGCUAUGACCUAGAACAAAAUGAAUGGAGGCAGAUGGCGCAUACGAUGGAAAGAAGGAUGGAAUGUGGUGCAGUUGUCAUGAAUGGAUGCAUCUAUAUAACAGGAGGAUAUUCCUAUUCAAAAGGAACAUAUCUGCAAAGUAUUGAGAAAUACGAUCCUGAGCUUAAUAAAUGGGAAGUAGUCGGCAAUCUUCCCAGUGCUAUGCGUUCACAUGGUUGUGUCUGUGUGUACAAUGUCUAACACAAUCUGAAUAUUAUAUGUCUGUUGCAAUAGAUAAGCAAUUACAGUAUCUGUACCAGUACAGAUUACCUCUUCAGCAAUGUAUUUAAUACAACCCAUCACUCACAUUUAAUAUAAAUCUGUAUACAAACCUGUAUUUAUUAAAAUUCACUUCAUAUAAUAUAAACGCGGUGACAAUACUUUUGUAUAAUUUCAUUUUCAAAAUAAAUUUACCAGUUAUUGUUUGUCAAAAAGGUUUACAAAUCAUCUUUACAAAAUUACUCCUUAUAUGUCCACAGGAAGUAUAUGUAAAAAGACUAAGUUGUAUUAAUUAACCACUGGAGGGAACCAUGCUCAAGGUUUUGUCACAUUGCUAAGAGGACUAAAAAACAAAAGAUUUUGCACUUCUAUGGACUGCUUGGUUUUCAAGUGAAACAUUUAAUAAUUUGAAUGUGGCUAUUAAUACUUAUUGUUUAGUGACUGUCACAAGCUGAUUGACUUGUUAGGAUAUUUUGCUAGUCCGCUUUCAAAUCCCCAUACAAAACAUAGGUAGAAGGCGUUUGCCCUAGUGCUCUAGAAGUAAAAUAAUGCUCUAUGAUACUAAAGAUUCAAGUUUGAGACAUGUGGUCAUUCCUUUAUUCCUGUAUUGAAAAGGCACUUAGGGAGU
Molecule: messenger RNA, 2378 nt
Organism: Terrapene triunguis (Three-toed box turtle)
Lineage: Eukaryota; Metazoa; Chordata; Testudines; Emydidae
Gene: KLHL23
Product: kelch like family member 23
Exons: 4
Coding region: 56-1732 (558 amino acids)
Molecular function (GO): protein binding
Source: RefSeq, a predicted model, not a curated record